GACAGAAGGCUUUCUUAAACAAAGAUGUGAGCACCUCCUCCUCCUCCUCUUCUGCCUUGGGGCCAGAAUAGUUAAUGAGGUAUUUUGUCUUUUUUUAGGACCAGAGGAGGAAAGUGAGAGGGGGAGGGAGGAAGACAAAGAUGAAGUGUGAGAGGAAACAGGCCUGAAAAAGCGCCGAGCUGCAGGUGUGAGGCCCAGUUUCUGUCCGAGCGCUGAUCUGCAGAUUCAUGCAGGGUUUUAGUGGAACGUCAAAAAGGGAAAAUGAAUCCUCCAAAAAGAGGAAGGUGGUCCACUGAGAAGGAGAAGUGUGCCAGUGCGUGCCUCUGCAGCCUGCAAUUUCAGAGCAAAAAUAAAAGCCAGCCAGUAUAAUCAGCUGAAACGCACCAACCAGAUCCCUCACUCCGCCCACCAGAUACAAACCCUCCAUUCUUGGAUUUUUUUUCUCAUUCACUCCAGCGGGACGCCUGAGAGCAGGACGUUUGGACAGGAACUGACCAAAAAAAGUCCCCUGACGGGAUCAAACGCAGAAAGUUGUGACAAAUCCAGAAGAAGGAGAGCUUCGCCCUGAAUUUCUUCACAAGAGGCAGAGAUAAUCUGCACAGCUGUUCCACGAGGAGAAGAAAAACACACAGAUAAAGGCAGAGAGGAGGCGCACAAGUGUGAAGGGCGACAAAAGGAGACCGACGAAGGCUGGGGAGGCGAUAAAAGGGAGCGAUCCGAGUCGAAGGCCAGGGAGGUGAAACCCAAACACCUGACAUGACUUUAGCGGCCGGAAUGGAGGUGCAGCCACACCGGAGCGGCCUCUUCUGAAGGAGAAAAGACAGAGGAGUCGCCUUCGACGGAGAGGAGAAGAAUUCUCAUCAUGAUUUAUUCAGCUGAUCUCCCAGUUUCCAGCAACUCCCGCGGGAAGAGCAACUUUGUCCCCGGAUAGAAUGAAGAGAGGAGCGCAGAGAUACCUGUGAGAACCCGUCUGCUCCUCCUCAGAGAACUUCCUCCCUCUCCAUCCCCUCACUAUGUGGAUGCCAGCUGCUCUCCUAUGGAUGCUUAAUCUCAGCAGCUUGUGCUCCGGACAGGACUACACGGACUAUUACCAAGCUGGAGACGUGGGCACGCAGGCUCCAGAUCUGUCGGACGACCAGCCCGGCCUGGAGACGGUGACGAGCAUGGAUCAGCUCAUCCAGCUCUUCUACCCCCAGCACAGCCUGAUACAGCACUGCAUGAGGAAGAAGUCAUGGCGCGCCUCCUCCUCCUCCUCUUCCCCUUCCUUCUCCACCUCCUCCACCAGCCCCUUAAGCUACUCCAGCUCCGAGGAUUUCUGGGUUCCUCUGCGGGAGGAGGCUCUUUACAGGGUGGAUGGGACUUUGGGAGUCAUCCUGGAGGAGAUCCAGAAGACGUCGUGCCUGCCCAGAGAAGUGUGCGUGGAGGUUGCCAAAGAGUACCCACAAUCCACCAGCCAGUUCUACCUCCCUCGCUGCGUGUCGCUGCACCGCUGCGGCGGCUGCUGCACCAACGAGGCAUUUUACUGCACCAACACCAGUUUCACGCUGGUCAACAAGACGCUGAUGGAACUGUCUCCGCCCAGGAUGGACCGAUCCGUCGCCAUGGUAACCUUCAUCAACCACACGUCGUGCGAGUGCCUCUCCAAGCGGCCGCUCCACUCCAUCAUCAGGCGAUCGGCGACGGAUCACCUGUGCUCCCCGCCCGAGCUGCCUUGCGCCUCCGGGUCGCUGUGGGACCCCCUGAACUGCAUGUGUGUCUCCGUGGAUGCAGUCGGCUUCUCUCAGAGAGAAAUGGAGAUGCUGGACUCUAGUCUCCUGGCUCUCUGCGGGCCAAACAGGGUUCUGGACGAGUCCACCUGUGACUGCAUCUGUCAAAACGGACUCACAGAAGAAAGCUGCGAUCCAGGCUGGAAACUGGACCACGACACCUGUGAGUGCCAGUGUGAAGGACGAGGCGAGGGGAAGUUCUGUCCUGCAGGCCAACGGUGGGACAAUGAGCUGUGCGGCUGUGUGUGUGCCGCAGACUGCCCCCGAAACCAGCCGCUGAACCCAGACACCUGCCUGUGUGAGUGCAGGGAGAGUUCACAGUCCUGUCUACGGCAGGGCAUGAGGUUCAACUCCAGCACCUGCAGCUGUUACAGACGGCCCUGCAGAAACCCCAAACGCAUCUGCCAGCCGGAUUAUUACUACAACUACCGAGUGUGUCAGUGCAUCCCCAACUUCAUGAAGUGGAACUAACCAGCCAAAAGUGGACAGAAGCGGAUGCUGCCUCUGAUUCACCCUGAUGUCCACCACUUUUGGAACUAGAUCAGGAGACGAAAGUGUGUUCUGAAAAAAAAAAAAGAUCAGGUUUUCAAAGGCCUGACAUGAAUACUUCUCCCAAGGAGGAUCAGAGACCUUCUCCAGGAUAUCAAAGGGUGAAGAGCAAUUUAAAAAGGACAGAAAAUGGGAUAAUUUACUCUCUGGGAAUGUCUGCUGAUAAUUACAACUGGGAAGAACCAAUCACACCUGGAGACGGUCUGGACGAGCCAAUGGGGCGCUAAGUUACCCGCCGCGGCGUGUUGCAGCAAGUGCGUCGACCUCCGACCUGCAGCGGAGGCGGCACACACGUCUGUGCAAACUGGAAUGUGGGAUAAGAUAAUGACAGGCCAGACUCCACCCCCAUCUUUUCCUUUUAAAAUCAAAGAGCCUGGAGGUGUUCAUUUAAGUAAAUCAUGCCAUGUGGAAGUUGCAGAAGAUACAGAUCUAAAAAGUUGACAAAGAAAGCUCAACUUCUAAAUAACCAGGCCAGUCACAGCUGAGCAACAACAGCUUAUUUAUCCUUCAACAAUCAGCUAACGUUAUUUGUACAUAUAUAUUUCAUAUUUAAAUCUUAAAUCACUAUUAUUGCACAAAUACUGUAUUUAAGUCACUCUAAAGUGUAUUAUUUUGAAGUACAACUUCUGUCCUUGUACUUGUUUUUACUGAAAGCCCGACUGCUUCGACUCCUUUCUGUCACACAGAUGAAGACUUUUGAUGUUUGUGAUUUAUGUAGUGAAAAUGCCUCCACCGUGCUUAAAUUAUUACGCAUUAAAAUCUGUCGCACUUCCA
This is a messenger RNA of Oryzias melastigma (Indian medaka), 3089 nucleotides long. RefSeq names its product vascular endothelial growth factor C. The transcript is spliced from 8 exons. The coding region runs from base 1014 to 2237 and encodes 407 amino acids. The record is from RefSeq and is a predicted model, not a curated record. Gene Ontology annotation, biological process: vascular endothelial growth factor receptor signaling pathway; vascular endothelial growth factor signaling pathway; positive regulation of angiogenesis. Gene Ontology annotation, molecular function: vascular endothelial growth factor receptor 3 binding; growth factor activity; chemoattractant activity. Gene Ontology annotation, cellular component: membrane. Lineage: Eukaryota; Metazoa; Chordata; Actinopteri; Beloniformes; Adrianichthyidae.